Messenger RNA from Gossypium arboreum, 792 nucleotides. RefSeq names its product transcription elongation factor SPT4 homolog 2. Gene Ontology annotation, molecular function: zinc ion binding; RNA polymerase II complex binding. Gene Ontology annotation, biological process: chromatin organization; mRNA processing; positive regulation of DNA-templated transcription, elongation. NCBI's taxonomy places the organism in Eukaryota, Viridiplantae, Streptophyta, Magnoliopsida, Malvales, Malvaceae. The transcript is spliced from 5 exons. Gene Ontology annotation, cellular component: nucleus; DSIF complex. The record is from RefSeq and is a predicted model, not a curated record. The coding region runs from base 193 to 543 and encodes 116 amino acids.
UUCAAGCCUCUGGCAACUUCUUCUCCAUUUCUCGGCCUUCCCAUUGUUCCAUUGUUUGCCUCGUUGAAUCCUGAAACGAGAACAAAACCCAGAAACCCAUCAAAAAAAUCUUUCCUCCAAUUUUUCUUCAAAUUUUCAUUGUUAAAGACCAAAACCCGGAAAUCCUUACGUUGGAAAGUGGAAUAAAGAGCAAUGGGAAGCGCGCCCGCACAGAUUCCGACGAGUUUCGGACACGAGCUCCGGGCUUGCCUCCGUUGCCGCCUCGUCAAAACCUACGAUCAGUUUAGGGAAUCGGGAUGUGAGAACUGCCCAUUCUUUAAAAUGGAUGAGGAUAAUGAACGCGUCGUCGAUUGUACCACUCCUAACUUCAAUGGGAUAAUCUCUGUGAUGGAUCCGUCUAGAAGUUGGGCUGCUCGUUGGCUGCGAAUUGGAAGAUUUGUCCCCGGUUGUUACACUCUUGCUGUUUCAGAGGCACUUCCAGAAGACUUGCAGAAUUUAUGCGAAGAAGUGCAUGUGCAGUAUGUGCCACCUAAACGGGUAUGAGACAAGAGUCCUGGUAACAUUGUAUGUAACCAUCGAAAAACUGAAUUGCAUUUUGCGAGUUAUGAUCGUUUUUUGAUGCUUUUGUAAAAGUAUUGCUCCAUUGUCUUGGCCAUCAAUGAAAUUGUAUGUAAACAAUUUCUGGGUUUGAACAACUUAUAAACACUCUAGUUAUUUACAAGGUAGGAUUUGUAUGAAAUUUGGUUAGAACUUCGGGUUUAUGAAUUAGUUUUCAGAAUUUUGUUGGAAGAA